Messenger RNA from Cyclopterus lumpus (lumpfish), 2765 nucleotides. Its product is annotated as collagenase 3. Lineage: Eukaryota; Metazoa; Chordata; Actinopteri; Perciformes; Cyclopteridae. Gene Ontology annotation, cellular component: extracellular matrix. The transcript has 11 exons. Gene Ontology annotation, molecular function: zinc ion binding; metalloendopeptidase activity. Bases 575 to 2035 code for a protein of 486 amino acids. Gene Ontology annotation, biological process: extracellular matrix organization; proteolysis; collagen catabolic process. The record is from RefSeq and is a predicted model, not a curated record.
GUCCCUCCUCAGCAAUGCAAAACCUUUCUUCCAAUCCAAGUCGCCAACCUUAAUUUAAAUGCCUCUUCACUCCAAACCAUAUCAGUCCAGUUAGUUGAGUUUCUGAAUUCAUCCCCAAUAUCAUAAUUUCUUAUUUGAGGCCUUCCUUGUAUAUCAGGAUGAUCAGAGAAAGAAAGAACUGAUGCAGCCCAAAAAACAGCCAUAUUUUGUCCAGCUUCCUGUCACUGGAGAACAGGGUUAGGACCCAAGAGCAGACCACAGGAGACAGAAUCAGGGUAAGGAGUUUUAUUCCGUAAAAGAAUUGAGCAGAUCACGACGUGAGUCCCGAGGAUCGACGUCGGAGGCAGGCACACGAAACAGGAACUCUACGCACAAGGAGAGAGGAAGUUAGCGAGGUAACAAGCCAGUGGAGAAACUCAUGGAGCGGCAGUGGAGACUACCGCGGCAGAAGACCUAACAGACUGACAACCCAGGCCUGCAGGACCAGGGUUGAUAAGGAGCCACAGCUGUGCACCGCUCGGGCGUGGGGGGGCCAUGGGCAGCGUCUGGAGGUAAGACGAGCACAUGGCAACACAUGAGCCAGACUCUCGUCACAGCCCUGCCUCUACGAAGCCCGGGCCGGCCGGCAGGACGCCACCCUGGACCGCCUGAGGCUGACCAGAGGUUUGCAGAGGAAUAUCUUCGGCAUUUCUAUGGCUACAAGCCCGAGUCGGAGAGACAGAAGAGGACUGCAGACUCCGAUGUAAAUGCUGAUUGGCCGACAGGACUCUGUGAUGAGGUCCAGAGGAUGCAGCGCUUCUUUGGUUUGCCUCCGACUGGAGAGCUGACCAACGACACUCUGGCAGUUAUGAGGAGGCCGCGGUGUGGUCUGUCAGACGUGGAGCCAUUCGGAGGGACGAUCCGCUGGAAAAAGCACUCCCUCAGUUACCGGAUCGCUGGCUACAACCUCCCCGUCCUGACCUCCAAGGUGCACAACAUCUUCAGGGCGGCGUGGAAGAUCUGGUCCAACGUUACACCGAUGAAAUUUCGCAAGCGGGGCAGGAAAGAGGCUGACAUCGUCAUCUCCUUCCACACCGGCGAUCAUGAAGACGGCUCACCUUUUGAUGGCACAGGAGGAAUCCUGGCUCACGCCUUCCUGCCUGGGUUGGGUAUUGGUGGAGACGUGCACUUUGAUGCCGAUGAGGACUGGAGCUACAACUCUACUGGUUUCAACCUGUUUGCUGUAGCAGUCCAUGAAUUUGGCCAUGCACUUGGCCUGUCCCACUCAUCUGAUCCCGGUGCUAUCAUGUACCCAGCAUACAACGUUGCCCCCAGUUAUGAAAUUCAGCUCUCCUUCAAGGAUGUCAAGGACAUCCAACGCCUUUAUGGUAUCAGUUCCAAUUUUGCUUCACUAUCUUCAAAAAACCCUCCUCCAAGAACACCUGACAAAUGUGAUCCAGAUUUGUCCUUUGAUGCUGUAACAGAAUUACAACAAGAAGUGCUGUUUUUUAAAGACAGAUUUAUGUGGCGCAAACAUCCUCAGUUUGAUGAGACAAGAAUCACCCUGAUUAGCAGUCUGUGGCCAGAGAGUGUACCUCCCAACUUGGAUGCUGCGUAUCAGAAUGUGGAGAAGAAUGUUAACUUGUUUUUCAAAGGUCAUCAAUACUGGGUUCUGAGGCAGUUAAGACUUGAGGAAGGUCUUCCAAGAAACAUAUCGGACUUUGGCUUCCCCUCCGGAAUAAAAUAUGUAGAUGCUGCUCUUCACUUCAGAAAUGAGCGCUACACUGUGUUCUUCACUGGACACGAAUGUUGGAGGUACAAUGAGCAGCAGAUGAUGAUGGAAGGAUCAGCGACACUUAUAGAGCAGCAAUGGCCAGGGAUUCCAACUCCCAUAGAUGCAGCUGUCUUCUCUGAGGGACUUGUGCACUUCUUCAAGGGAAACAUCCACUACAGAUUUGACCCCAGCUCCAAACACGUUGUGUCCACCAGCCGCACUAAUGAGCUGCUGGAAUGCAAGAAGAAUGACGACAAUGAAAUACUGUCAGAGGGGAGAUGAUUGAAGCUUGAACACUGUGGUGCUGUGUGUCUGCUGUGUGCGUAAACACACAGUGUUACGAAGCUCUGGUAUUCUGCAUUAACCACAACUUACCUCAUACCAAAUUGGGAAGUGAUGAAUGAUGUAGGGAAGUGGUUAAAAGAGUUACAGCAUCAGACAGUACAAUGUUGUACAAAUGGCAUUAGUACCUUGUAUCAAAAUACGUUUUUUUAGUUGUGUUUGAUUGUAUGGUUGAUUCUAAUGUUGCUGCUGGAUGUGUGUGUUUUUAAGACAUUACAUGAUAGCGGCAUGUCUUCUAAAGAUACUUAACAGAAUAUAUAAUGGAUUUAUAAAUGUUCUUUAAAAGGUAGUUAUACCUUCGUAUCCCUGUGAAAAUGAUCCAUUAUACACAUCUAUAAAACAAAAAUGUGUGCUUAUUUAUUGAAACACACUGAUUCACUGGUAUUGAUCAAUUCACCUGAGAUGUCAUUGUAAGGAACACUACUGCUUUUCCUCAUACACUGUUGGGCAACAGUGACCAGAAUGUAGCUUUCCACUACACAACACUAAUGUUCAAAGUAUCGUAGAUUAUUACAGAUGCAUCUGGAUGGAAAAUAACCAGAUUAUUUGAUGACUUAUUGUACUCUCAGAGCUUUUCAUUUCAAUUCAAUUCAAUUCAGUUUAUUUUGUAUAGCCCAAUAUCACACAUUACAAAUUAUCCUCAGAGAGCUUUACAAUCUGUACACAUACA